Molecule: messenger RNA, 1149 nt
Organism: Gregarina niphandrodes
Lineage: Eukaryota; Apicomplexa; Conoidasida; Eugregarinorida; Gregarinidae
Product: carbohydrate-binding module family 50 protein
Exons: 2
Coding region: 1-1149 (382 amino acids)
Source: RefSeq, a predicted model, not a curated record
AUGCCGUCAUUACGGCAAUUCGAAGGAGGGCCUUCGGGAGGUGCUUCGGGAGGUGCUUCGCGAGGUGCUUCGUCCCGGGUAAAAAACUUGUCGGCAGUGCUGAGUUGGCCGGCCACAUUCAAGCCGGCACGAGUUUACCAGCUCGCUAUAACUCGCGCGAUUGCCAACCCGGAGUGCCGACGUUUGUUGCUCAAGGCAUUGUCAGUUGACGUGCUCGUUUCCAUGGAGAACCCGGUGGAAGUGUGUUUGUGGUUCCAAGAAGAGUGGGAACACCGAGAUGACCUGAAUGAGUCUUUGUGGAUAGUACAGAGGCUGUAUGAUUGCGUGGCCAAUGCCGAGUUGCAGAGUCGGGCUGUUUCGUAUGACCCGUCGAAGGUCUGUGAUAUAGUUUACGAAGUAUUUUCUGUUGCACUGUUUUCUUGUGAAGAUCGGGAUAUCAUUCUCGACAUUAUGGAAAGGUUGCUGGUAGUGUUUAAUCAAAAGCAGCUGGUAUACUUCUUUAAGAAAGCUCUGAUGAUUGCAGUGGAUGCGCCCACACCAGCGGCCAUUUGGUGUAUUACCUUUGCCAAUGUAAUUUUAAUGAAGGCACCGGACAUUAUCAUACCUAUGAUCCAUGUUAACCCAACUUGGAAUGAUCUGGUUGAUAUCAGAGCACCUCUGUGCGCACCCGUCUCUAUGCCUGCGUCUUUACCGGAAGCUACGAGCGAGAGUCUCGAGCAAACACCCAUUCUUGAAACCCAGCUGCGCACCGCGCAGCUGUGCUGUUUUGAACUCCAGCUCCUUAAACAUCAUGCCAGUCCAGCCAUCAGAUAUGCCGCACAAAAUCUAACAAGCUCACUUAAUGAUCCAACUGCGCCCAGUCAUGCAAAGACUUGCUCUUUUUUCAUGAGGCAAAUAGAACACAACGUAUUACAAAAUGACACGCUGGGAACCAUAGCCAGCAAAUACAACGUCUCUAUUCAGUCAAUCAAAGCUAUCAACAGACUAAGGAAUAACGAGGUUAGAAUUCACCCAUCUGGUCCUGUGCAUAUGUCCCCUAAACCAUCCCACAUAAGUCUUACAAACCAUAGCAAUGCCCGUAACAAUGUUCUAAUCACCGUUAAUAAGAGUCUGCCCCCCCUCAACAGAUAUGGCCACGAAAGAGCCUAA